AUGCACAAUUCCACCGUGACAGAGCCUGUUACAGACGCCAUGUGGGCAUCUGGAUCCACUGGAGAAAGUCUCGAAGUGCUGGAUGCAGCCAAAACACAAAUCUGCGAGCUCUUCAGCGGCGUGCUGUGUCAUGCCUCUUCAUAUCCUGUGUUGAUAUGCGGCAGCCACUGGAUGAGAGAGCAGAACUUGCUGGCCGUCUUGAUACUCUUACUCCUGCAAGUCCCCGUCGAGUGCAUCUCGGCCGACUAUGCCUUGUCGGUGCAGGAUGUGCUGGCUGACUCGCGUGGCUCCAAAAGCAAGGCUGAGACUCAAUUUAUCAAGGACAUGGUUGGUAGCAGGACACAGUGGGUCAAUGCCAUAAAAGAGCAUUUGGAUAAUACCUACAGUGGUGUAGAAGCAUAUUUGAUGAAGGGAGGCUUGACGUCCUUUGAGAUCGGCGUGUUACGGGAGACAAUCCAGGCGAGCUCGAAAUUGGGACAAGAUGGUGAGACUUGA
Messenger RNA from Aureobasidium uvarum, 495 nucleotides. The record is from the annotation of a GenBank genome assembly. Lineage: Eukaryota; Fungi; Ascomycota; Dothideomycetes; Dothideales; Saccotheciaceae.